Messenger RNA from Sarcophilus harrisii (Tasmanian devil), 831 nucleotides. It is a transcript of the gene CLDND2, whose product is annotated as claudin domain containing 2. Gene Ontology annotation, cellular component: plasma membrane. The transcript is spliced from 5 exons. NCBI's taxonomy places the organism in Eukaryota, Metazoa, Chordata, Mammalia, Dasyuromorphia, Dasyuridae. The record is from RefSeq and is a predicted model, not a curated record. Bases 151 to 633 code for a protein of 160 amino acids.
AGAGACCCGGGCCCCCUCCCCCACUCACCCUCCAUCCCCCCAGCCCGGGCGGGAGGACCCCUGAGCCGUGUGGGGCUUCCCUCCAAUGAAGGGACUCGUCCCGAGGAGCAGGCUAGCGGAGCUGGGCGGGAGCCUCGCAGCGGCCCCUGGAUGGGGGUGAAGAGAAGCCUGCAGAGCGCCGGCCUGUGCCUGGGCAUCUUGGCCAACGUCCUGGUCGUGCUGGCCACCUCCACCGACUUCUGGAGCCGCUUCUCCGACGGCCACAACGGGCUGUGGAGACUCUGCCGAAGAAGGAACUGCACCAACUCCCCCUGCGAGACCAUGCUGGCGGCCACAGCGGCCUGUGUGGUGCUGGCCGCCGGCUCGGGCCUCUUGGCCUCCACGCUGGCCGUCAGGGUCCUGCUCGCCUCCAGGACCGGGAACCUCAUCCCCCCGCGUGGGCGGAACGCCUGCCUGGUGUUCUUUCUGAGCGCGCUGCUGCUGCUGGCAGGCAUGGUGGGCUACACUGCGCGGGACGCGUGGAAGGCGGACAGCUUCUUCUCCUGGUCCUACUUCAUCGCCUGGCUGGCCCUGCCCUUCUCCAUCCUCGCAGGUAGCGAGGUGCAGGCUUCUGCUUCCUCUUCGCGGACAUGAUCCUGCAGAGCACAGACGCCAUCAGCGGUUUCCCUGUGUGCUUGUGAGCUGCUGGGAGGACCUAGACUAAUAAAGGCGCUUCCCUCCCCUUGUCUUGCUGGAUUUCCCUGCUCCGGGAAGCCUUCCCGGAUAACCCCUGAUGGGGGAGUGGGGGAAAGGGAUGGAAGGACUUAAAUUGUGGAAGGGGAGGGGAAAAGG